AUGGCAGAGAUCAUAUGCAUGAUACUUCUUUUGGUGGUACUUCUUUUGGGGUACUUCUUUUGGACAACCUGGUUUAGGUAUGACCUAAACCAAGCCUUUGGAGGUGAACAAUCGACAAACGCUAUAGAAGAAGUAGAAGAAGAGGAUCCAGGAACCCAGAUUGGGGUGUUAGGCAUCGUGGCCAUCAAUUACGUAUUGAUUGACCAAGGAUACAACGUCAGCGAACCCUUUCCUUCCAAAUUCCAAUUUCUUUUGGACUGGCAAUUGCAAAAAUUGAUCAACCUUUUCUCUUCGAGAGGUCAUCCAAUAAUCAUGCAAAGUUCGGUGAGAUUCUCAAGCUGCCGAGGCGUGGCCUUUGAGGUGAAACCUCACGCUGAUCCCUUCGCCAUAACAACUGCACCACCCCAACACCUCUCAGAAAGCAAACGUUUUUGGCCUUUUGACACUUCCAGAGUCUUCCCUUCUUCAACAGAAAGAUCCUUCAGCAGCGCCAGUAGCCAUUUCUGUGACCUUGAAGAUGAAGACCAAGAAGAUGCUCCAGCUGAAAGCAUCCCUCUAGAAAACUACGACGUAGAGAAACAAAACCCACUGCCCCAACUUGCUGUGCACAACGCUAACAGCAAGUCUCAGCAACCGUCCAAGCCUGCUAGAAAAAACGAAUCAAGAGUUUCUGUCAUACUUUUAGAUCAAGGCUUGUUCACGGUCUACAAGCGACUUUUCGUUAUGUGCUUGGCCCUGAACGUUACUGGCUUGGUUCUUGCAAGCACAGGGCAUUUUCCCUAUGCAAGGAACAGGGCUGCUUUGUUCUCCAUUGGUAACAUACUCGCUUUGACUCUCUGUCGAAGCGAGGCCUUCUUGCGUGUUGUGUUUUGGGUCGCAGUGAAGACUCUUGGGAGGUCAUGGGUCCCUCUCUUCCUCAAAACAGCUACAACUUCUCUUCUACAAAGCCUUGGAGGCAUACACAGUGGUUGUGGCGUGUCUUCAAUUGCAUGGCUGGUGUACGCACUAGUCCUCACUCUUAAAGAUAGAGACAACACUUCAACGUUGAUUAUCGGUGUCUCCUCUUCCAUUCUUGCCCUUCUUUGUCUCACAUCUUUGGCUGCAUUCCCACUUGUUCGGCAUCUCCACCACAAUGUGUUCGAGAGGACACAUCGUUUUGCAGGAUGGAUGGCCUUGUGUCUCCUUUGGGCCUUCAUCAUGCUCACAAUCUCUUAUGACCCUAAAAGCAGAUCCUACUCAAAAGAACUCGGAUCAAGGGUGGUGAAAAGCCAAGAGUUUUGGGUCACGGUGGGCAUCACGGUUCUUAUAAUAAUGCCAUGGUUGACAGUGAGACGUGUGGGUGUGAAAGUGUCAAGUGCUUCUGGGCAUGCUUCGAUGAUAAGGUUUGAGGGAGGAAUAAAGGCUGGGAUACUUGGAAGGAUAAGCCCCUCUCCACUGUCUGAGUGGCAUGCCUUUGGAAUAAUAUCAGAUGGGAAGAAAGAGCACAUGAUGCUGGCUGGUGCAGUUGGUGACUUCACAAAGUCUUUGGUCUCAAACCCACCAACCCAUUUGUGGGUUCGCCAAGUGCACUUCGCUGGCCUCCCUUAUUUGGUGAACAUGUAUGGGAAGGUCUUGUUGGUGGCCACUGGCUCAGGAAUUUGUGUCUUUCUUUCCUUCCUUUUGCAGCCAUGUAAAGCGGAUGUUUACUUACUUUGGGUGGCUAAGGGGAUUGAACAAAACUUCGGUAAGGAAAUUAAAGAAAUGGUAAGUGGGUACCCAAAAGAGAAGGUCAUACUCCAUGAUACUGCUGUGCUGGGUAGGCCAAACGUCUCUCAUUUGAGUGUCUCCGCUGCAAAGAAUUGGGGUGUUGAAGUGGUCAUUGUCACCAGUAAUCCAGAAGGAAGCAGAGAUGUUGUGAAUGCAUGCAAACAAGUUGGAAUUGCAGCCUUCGGUCCCAUAUGGGAUUCCUAGUUUCUUUUUCCUCUCUUACUCUAUUUCUUGUUUAAUUCCUUUCUCCUACCUAGGCUUGGAGAAAAUACUUCAAAACUCUUUAUUUUAUCGAUUUAAACAUCAUACCUUUUUUAGGUUCUAAUUCACUUGUGUCCUUAAUUUUCUACUUUGAUCAUUUCAAAAGGAAACGUAUAUAUAUGUUUCGAA
Molecule: messenger RNA, 2136 nt
Organism: Cajanus cajan (pigeon pea)
Lineage: Eukaryota; Viridiplantae; Streptophyta; Magnoliopsida; Fabales; Fabaceae
Source: RefSeq, a predicted model, not a curated record